Molecule: messenger RNA, 3183 nt
Organism: Branchiostoma floridae (Florida lancelet)
Lineage: Eukaryota; Metazoa; Chordata; Leptocardii; Amphioxiformes; Branchiostomatidae
Product: exosome RNA helicase MTR4-like
Exons: 25
Coding region: 76-3183 (1035 amino acids)
Biological process (GO): RNA catabolic process; maturation of 5.8S rRNA
Cellular component (GO): nucleus
Molecular function (GO): RNA binding; ATP binding; RNA helicase activity
Source: RefSeq, a predicted model, not a curated record
UUUACUUUUUGGUACAAUAUUUUAAGAAGACUUAACUUCCCUAGAAAUCUAAUUGUAUAACCCCACGUGAGCAUCAUGGCGGCCUUCGGUGAUGCGGACGAGCUUUUUAGCGUCUUUGAAGAAAAGGAAGAUUCCUCGCCGAAACCUGGACCUUCCAAGGAGGAGGAUAAGACACAGAGGAAGGGAAAAUAUCCAGACAAAGCCAGCAAGAGCAAGAGGAGCAGAGUGCAGGAAGAAGAGGAGGAUGCUGGGAGUAAGAAACCCAAGACAGUGUCGAUAUCCGUCCUGUCUGAACCCAUGAACACAGAGGCGCUCUCACAGGCUGAACUUGACCUGCUGCCCAAAAUCCGCACUGAGACAGUGGACACAGAGCAGGCCUGUACACAUGAGGUGGCCUAUCCUGAAGACUGUAAAUAUGAACCUGUCAAGGAACUCUCCACAACUCCUGCUAAGGUGUACCCGUUUGUACUGGACCCUUUCCAGAAGGAGGCUCUGAGAUGUCUGGAGAGUAACCAGUCAGUUCUGGUGUCCGCUCACACGUCUGCCGGCAAGACUGUGGUGGCUGAGUAUGCCAUUGCGAUGUCCUUAAGAGACAAGCAGCGAGUGAUCUACACCACUCCCAUCAAAGCCCUGAGUAACCAGAAGUACCGAGAGCUGUAUGAGGAGUUCCAGGAUGUCGGACUGAUGACCGGAGACGUCACCAUCAACCCCACCGCAUCCUGUCUCGUCAUGACAACAGAGAUCUUACGAAGCAUGUUGUACCGAGGAUCUGAGCUGAUGAGAGAGGUGGCCUGGGUGGUAUUUGAUGAGAUUCACUACAUGAGAGACAAAGAGCGUGGUGUAGUUUGGGAGGAGACCAUCAUCCUCCUGCCCGACAACGUGCACUACGUGUUCCUGUCCGCCACCAUCCCCAACGCCAGGCAGUUCGCGGAGUGGAUCUGCUGGCUGCACAAACAGCCCUGCCACGUGGUGUACACAGACUACAGACCUGUGCCGUUGCAGCACUACAUCUUUCCAGCAGGGGGCGAUGGUUUACAUCUGGUGGUGGAUGAAACAGGCUCUUUUCGAGAAGACAACUUUAACACAGCCAUGGCUGUGCUGCGAGACGGGGGAGACAACUCCAAGGGGGACCGCUGGAGCAAGAAGGGCUUCACAAAAGGCCCGUCCAAUGCCUUUAAGAUUGUUAAGAUGAUCAUGGAGAGGAACUUCGCUCCCGUCAUCGCCUUCAGCUUCAGUAAGAAGGAGUGUGAGGCCUACGCUCUGCAGAUGUCAAAACUGGACUUCAACACAGAUGAGGAGAAGAAGCUGGUGGAGGAAGUUUUCUUCAAUGCCAUCGACUGUCUGUCAGAUGAAGACAAGAAACUUCCUCAGGUGGAGCAUGUCCUCCCCCUGCUGAAGCGCGGCAUCGGGAUCCAUCAUGGUGGCCUGCUGCCCAUCCUGAAGGAGACCAUCGAGAUUCUCUUCUCCGAGGGACUCAUCAAGGCCCUUUUUGCUACAGAAACCUUCUCCAUGGGGCUGAACAUGCCGGCCAGAACAGUCCUCUUCACCAGCGCUCGCAAGUUUGACGGCAAGGACUUCAGAUGGGUGUCGUCAGGAGAGUAUAUCCAGAUGAGCGGGCGGGCGGGACGGCGAGGUCUAGACGAGCGAGGAAUCGUCAUCCUCAUGAUCGACGAGAAGAUGGGACCGAGCGUCGGCAAGAACCUCCUCAAGGGAGCUCCGGACCCCCUGAACAGUGCGUUCCACCUGACCUACAACAUGGUGCUGAACCUGCUCAGGGUCGAGGAGAUCAACCCAGAGUUCAUGCUGGAGAAAUCCUUCUACCAGUACCAGAACUACAGCUCCAUACCAGCCAUGAUCACUAAACUACAGAAGCUCCAGGAGGACUACAACGCCAUGUCCGUUCCAGAAGAAGACUCCAUCACAGCGUACUACAAGCUCCGGCAGCAGCUGGACAAACACGGGCAGGAGAUAGAGGCGUUUAUCCAGAAGCCGAAGUACUGCCUGCCCUUCCUGCAGCCUGGCCGACUUGUUAAGGUGCGCAACGAGGCUGACGACUUCGGCUGGGGCGUUGUCAUCAACUUCCAGAAGAAGGCCAACCAGAAGGCACCCAACAACAGCACCACUGAGCCCCUGUAUGUAGCAGAGGUUCUCCUGCUCUGCUCGAAGGAGUCCGUCCGGAACGCCUCCACGGAGUCCGCCAAGCCGUGCCGGGCGGGAGAGAAGGGCGAAAUGGUCGUGGUUCCCAUCAUGCUCCAGCUGAUCCGCUCCAUCAGCAGCGUGCGGCUCUACAUCCCCAAGGACCUGCGGCCGCUCGACAACAGGGAGAGCGUGCUCAAGUCCAUACAGGAGGUCCAGAGAAGAUUUCCCCAUGGUGUGCCCUUACUGGACCCAAUAGAGGACAUGGGCAUCAAGGACGACCAGCUCAAGACUACAGUCAGGAAAAUCGAGGCGUUUGAACACCGUAUGUACUCCCACCCUCUCCAUUCUGACCAGCGACUUCCAGAGCUGUACUCUCUUGUGGAAAAGAAGGCGCAGUUGGCUGGAGAACUGAAGGCAGCCAAACGCGAGGUGAAGAAGGCGCGCACGAUUAUCCAGAUGGACGAGCUGAAGUGCCGUAAGCGGGUGCUGAGGAGGCUGGGAUACGCCACAACAGCUGAUGUCAUCGAGAUGAAGGGACGGGUCGCCUGCGAGAUUAGCAGUGCUGACGAGCUGCUCCUUACUGAGAUGAUCUUCAAUGGAGUCUUUAACGACCUUGAUGCCCACCAGUGCGUGGCUCUUCUUAGUGUCUUUGUCUUCCAAGAAAAGGCAUCUGAGAUGCCGAGGCUGACAGAAGAGCUGGCGGGUCCCCUCAGACAGAUGCAGGAGUCAGCGAGGAGAAUCGCGAAGGUGUCAGCGGAGGCUAAGAUGUCGAUAGAUGAGGAGGACUACGUGGAGUCGUUCCGCCCCCACAUGAUGGACGUGUGUCACGCCUGGAGCAAGGGCGCAACCUUCGGACAGAUCUGCAAGAUGACCGACAUCUUUGAAGGAAGUAUUAUACGCUGCAUGAGGAGACUUGAGGAGUUGAUGAGAGAAAUGUGCCAUGCAGCAAAGGCCAUCGGGAACACUGAGCUGGAGAACAAGUUUGCUGACGGUAUCACUAAGAUCAAGAGAGACAUCGUGUUUGCAGCCAGCCUGUACUUAUGA